Eutrema salsugineum is the source of this 1309-nucleotide messenger RNA. Its product is annotated as zinc finger CCCH domain-containing protein 12. Bases 190 to 1101 code for a protein of 303 amino acids. Gene Ontology annotation, molecular function: mRNA binding; metal ion binding. Lineage: Eukaryota; Viridiplantae; Streptophyta; Magnoliopsida; Brassicales; Brassicaceae. The record is from RefSeq and is a predicted model, not a curated record. The transcript has 2 exons.
AGUCUCUCUAUCUUCGGUUUUUAAUUUCCAACAUUUCUUGCUCUCCCUCUUCUUUGAAACUCAAAUGUGUUUCUAGAUCAUCCAUCUCGUGGGUUCACGAAAUUCCUCGGCUUUUCCUCUGAUUUUUAUACUCGAGAAUCGAAUAUUUGAGCUCCUUAGCUACUAAUUUAGGGUUUCUUGGUCGACGUGAUGACUCAUCGGCGGAAUUCCGGCAGCGAUGCAGUUCACGUGAUACCCACCAACGACCCUCCGCCGGAGAAUCGGUUUCCUUUUCCCGGAGACAGUUCCGUCUGGGCCAAUGAGGAUGAUUACAGCCGUGUCUUAACGGUGAACACCGAUGAUACAGAGUCGCCGAGCAAGAAAACUCGCGGAGUUCCGCCUUCUUCUUCCUCCUCCUUCUCCGACAUCGGGAAAUCGUUCUUCAAGACGAAGCUCUGCUUCAAAUUCCGCGCCGGAACUUGUCCGUACGCCGCGAACAGCUGCCAUUUUGCUCACAGCGCAGAGGAGCUCCGUCGUCCGCCGCCGGAUCGGCAGGAGACGACGGCUGAGACCCGAGAUGAGUUUAAGAUCCCGGCGGAGAGUGGAAGGUUGUAUAAAGGAAGACAUUGCAAGAAGUUUUACAGCGGAGAGGGAUGUCCGUACGGAGAAAGCUGUACGUUUCUACACGACGAGGCUUUAAAAAAUAGAGAAAGCUUUGUGAUUAGUUUAGGCCCUCAUGGUUCUGGUGCUGGGGAUGGAGAUAAUGUUGCUCAGAUUGUGAGACCUCCAAAUUGGAAGACAAGGGUUUGCAAUAAGUGGGAGAUCACUGGGCAUUGUCCAUUUGGUGCUAACUGCCAUUUUGCUCAUGGAGCUGCAGAGUUGCAUAGAUUUGGUGGGGGACUCGUCGAAGAAGAAGGUAAGAUCGGAACAUCUGCCACUCCAUGCACAAAGCAGACAGGACAAGCUGACACACUAACUAGCCUUGUUUCUCCUGGAGUCCCGCCCCAACGGUCAUCUAGUGCCGUUACUCAGAAACCUAACGGGGUCAGAACUCAACGGAAAUGGAAAGGACCGGAUAAAAUCAGUCGGGUUUAUGGUGAUUGGAUCGACGAUAUUGAAUAAAGUCGUUGCCUUUCAACAGAUUGAUGACAAAGCUAUAGCUUUUUGGAGAUGUAACUGUAUGUUGUUGUAGAUUGUGACUCCACAAAGAAAAAUAACUCAUCUUUUUUGUCGUUGUAUCAUCUGAUUCUCCUCCUAUGCCAAUCAUACAUCUGAUCUUGUACCAGACCAAACUGAACUAAAACAUUUUCGAACUUGUAAACCGGUGAUA